Cricetulus griseus (Chinese hamster) is the source of this 1197-nucleotide messenger RNA. The record is from RefSeq and is a predicted model, not a curated record. Lineage: Eukaryota; Metazoa; Chordata; Mammalia; Rodentia; Cricetidae.
CGGCGAGCGCCGGAAGCCCGCCCCGCCCCUCAUUGUGCGGCUCCUACUAAACGGAAGGGGCCGGGAGAGGCCGCGUUCAGUCGGAUCCCGGCAGCAGCUGCGGCGGCUCAGCUCUUCUGUCGCUCUCCCUGUCUCCCUUUCGCUUCCGGAAACAUGGCCUCUGGUGUGGCUGUCUCUGAUGGUGUCAUCAAAGUGUUCAAUGAUAUGAAGGUGCGCAAGUCUUCAACGCCAGAAGAAGUGAAGAAGCGCAAGAAGGCAGUGCUCUUCUGCCUGAGUGAGGACAAGAAGAACAUCAUCCUGGAGGAGGGCAAGGAGAUCCUGGUGGGAGAUGUGGGGCAGACUGUGGACGACCCCUACACCACUUUUGUCAAGAUGCUGCCCGACAAGGACUGCCGCUAUGCUCUCUACGACGCAACCUAUGAGACCAAGGAGAGCAAGAAGGAGGACCUGGUGUUCAUCUUCUGGGCCCCUGAGAGUGCACCCCUUAAGAGCAAAAUGAUCUAUGCCAGCUCCAAGGAUGCCAUCAAGAAGAAGCUGACAGGAAUCAAGCACGAAUUACAAGCAAACUGCUACGAGGAGGUCAAGGACCGCUGCACCCUGGCAGAAAAACUAGGUGGCAGCGCCGUCAUCUCUCUGGAGGGCAAGCCUUUGUGAGCCGCCUCCAGCCCCCUGCCUGGAGCAUCUAGCAGCCCCAGACCUGCUCAUGGGUGUUGCAGGCUGCCCCUUUUCCUGCCAGACCGGAGGGGCUGGGGGGAUCCCAGCAGGGGGAGGGUAAUCCCUUCACCCCAGUUGCCAAAUGUCCUCCCCACCCCCUGGACCGUCCUCUUCCCUCCACCCUGACGGUUCUGGCCAUCCCAAACUGCUUCUGAUCCUCUGAUUCCUCUUGGGUUGAAGCGGACCAAGUCCCUUCCCAGGCACCCAGUUUGGGGGGAGCCUGCUUUUUUUUUUCUUUUUUUUUUUAACACCCCUACUCCUCAUCCCCGCCCCAUCCCAUGCUGCCAACUUCUAACCACAAUAGUGACUGUGCUUGUCUGUUUAGUUCUGUGUGUAAAUGAAAUGUGGAAAUGACCCUCCCUGCGCCAGCUGGUUGCCCUCCCCUUUCCCUUGUUUUUGGCCACUCAUGGAAGCAGGACCAGUAAGGGACCUUCAAUUUAAAAAAACAAAACAAAACCAAUAAAAAGGCUAAUUAACAAGGUG